AGACGGCUUCUACUGCGCAGUUAGUCUCAACAAUUCGCGAUCGAAGGAUCGUCGUCAACUUUACAGUGACAAUAUUCUUAUUGCGCACCUUGAUAAAUAAUUUUACGUAGUGCCAAUCGAACAUUUGUAUUGUUUUGAAGGACGUGAGUGACUUCUGGUAAUAAAAAGAAAUCAUGGCCCUGAUAUCACGGGAUAUAUUUCGUAAUUGGUGGGAUGAUAUGGAACGCUGGCACCGCGAGGUGGAGGAUAAUUUUGGACAAUUAAAUUUGCGGCACAAUGAUAUCUGGAGAUCACCAUCCCCGUUGUUCCGUCCGUGGCGUGACUUAUUCGAAAACAUGGAUCGCCAAGUGGGUGGUGCGGCGACGGUCGCGCACGACAAUGAUAAGUAUCAGGUGAUCGUGGACGUGCAGCAAUUCGCGCCGGAGGAGAUCACCGUACGCACUGACGAUAAAUGCAUCACCGUCGAGGGCAAACACGAGGAGAGGAAGGACAGUCACGGCUACGUCUCGCGUCAGUUCGUGCGCCGCUACGUAUUGCCCAAAGGCUACGAUAUCGGUCAUGUGAAACCCAGUCUAUCAUCUGACGGUAUUCUAACCAUUACGGCUCCUAGACUGGCACUCCCGGCGCCGGGUGAGCGAAUCGUGCCAGUUGAACGAAGCAACAAGCCGGCUAUCAAUGCUGCGUAAAUGCAUUGAUAAAAGCUUAUGGAUAACGCAAAAUUGUUCCAGUCUUUCAAAUAUUGUUUAAAUAUUCGAACCAUUUUGUUAAGAUUUAUGUUUACUCUGAAUUAUUUCAUUGUCUAUGUAGUAAUCGAUACCUAUAAAAAUAAAACAGAGAAUCAAUUAAA
This is a messenger RNA of Cataglyphis hispanica, 847 nucleotides long. RefSeq names its product protein lethal(2)essential for life-like. Lineage: Eukaryota; Metazoa; Arthropoda; Insecta; Hymenoptera; Formicidae. Gene Ontology annotation, biological process: response to heat; protein refolding. Gene Ontology annotation, molecular function: protein folding chaperone. The coding region runs from base 174 to 686 and encodes 170 amino acids. The transcript is spliced from 2 exons. The record is from RefSeq and is a predicted model, not a curated record.